Messenger RNA from Poecile atricapillus (Black-capped chickadee), 6870 nucleotides. RefSeq names its product methyltransferase 6, tRNA N3-cytidine (gene METTL6). Lineage: Eukaryota; Metazoa; Chordata; Aves; Passeriformes; Paridae. The transcript has 7 exons. The record is from RefSeq and is a predicted model, not a curated record. Bases 224 to 1264 code for a protein of 346 amino acids.
AGUUCGCCGAGCCGUUCAUGGCCCCGCUCCCGGCCGGGCCGGUCCCUUCCCUUCCCUCUCCGUGCGCUGCCACCCGGCGUCCUCCCGGAAAUUCUUGACUUUCCCUUCCGGGAACCCUCUCCGGGGCUGGCGGCGGAUCCUCACUUAUUUUACCUAAGUUAAGCAAUGGAACCGUACACUAAAGAAAAAAGAUCAUCCUUGGGUCUUUGGUGUUCAUGUUUGCAUGAAAGAAUCUAGGAUGUUCCAAGAAAAGGUGUCAGCCAAUUGCUUAAAUAUGGUAACAGCAUCUACUGAAGAUGGUGCUUUCCAGAAAAAAGGCCAUAGUGCUCGAGUCCUUAGCCCAGAAGAAGCAGAAAAACUGGCAAAAGAUCAGGUUUUGGUGUCUGAGUUCAAACAACUAAAACUGGAGAAAGAGGCACAGAAGAACUGGGAUCUAUUUUACAAAAGAAACAGCACCAAUUUCUUCAAAGACAGACAUUGGACAACCAGAGAGUUUCAAGAGUUAAAGGCAUGUCGUGAGUUCGCAGAUCAAAAACUGACCAUUCUGGAAGCAGGCUGUGGGGUUGGGAACUGCUUGUUUCCACUCUUAGAAGAAGAUCUGAAUAUUUUUGCAUAUGCCUGUGAUUUCUCUCCUAGAGCUGUUGAGUAUGUGAAGCUAUUAAUUGAAAGCAUUGUUACCAAGAACCACAAGGCACAGACAGCAUUUUUCAUGGGGAAGAUGGGAAGAAAUACCUGUGGCAAACAGAAAAGGACAGCAGCUCCCUGGGAUGUUGUGGCUGCACUCCAAGAUGAGAAAAAUGCCUUAUAUACUACUGAAAGAUGUAAAGUGUUCCAGUGUGAUCUUACCAAAGAUGAUCUUCUAGACAAUAUACCAGCAGAUUCCGUGGAUGUUGUCACACUUAUAUUUGUGCUUUCUGCCAUUCAUCCUGACAAAAUGCAUCUUGUCCUGAGGAACAUUUACAAGGUGUUAAAACCAGGCAAGUGUGUCCUGUUCCGAGACUAUGGCCUGUACGAUCAUGCAAUGCUCAGGUUUAAAUCUGGCAGCAAACUUGGGGAAAACUUUUAUGUCAGACAAGAUGGGACAAGAUCUUAUUUUUUUACUGAAGAGUUCUUAUUUCAGCUUUUCAAGGCUGAGGGAUAUGAGCAAGUGGUCAGUGAAUAUGUGCAGCGAGAAACUGUGAAUAGGAAAGAAGACUUGCGUGUACCAAGAGUUUUUCUUCAAAGCAAAUUUCAAAAGCCUUUCAGUGAGACAAGUUCUUGCUGAUUAGCAACAGCAUUGCUUGUUUGAAAUGGAAGCUAGCACAUCAGCUGUGUACUCAUCUUUCUGGUGAACCAAAAAUGACAGCACCCAGUAUCUCUUGUUGGUUUCCAUCUUAGGAUACAAAAUAUGAAUGCUAUUUUAAUUCAAUUUAAUAUUUAAUUCCAUUUUAAGACAGUUUAGUGAUGCAGGCAGCCUGUUGAGCAUCUGUAUUCCUGCUUCUAAAAUAAAACCUGUGCAACAUUGUUGGAGGAUGAGGUAAAGCAUAUAAGUAAACUUCCAUUUUUAUUAAAAACUAUUUUAAAAUAAGUCUCCUGUAUUUCCUGUCACUUGUGAUUUUUGAGGCUUGUUAAAUUUACAAUAUUUCAUUUAUUUGCAGUACUUGUAGGACUUCUGAGUGUACUUCCUCAGAUACAGAAAUGAAACAGACUCAGUGAGCGGUAUAGUGUAAGCUGCCUUAAUAUUUUAAUAAUGGUAUCUUUUUAAUAUGCUCAGCAUUUAGAUGUGUAAACAAAUGUUUAUAUUCUAAGUAAGAUCUUAAUUUAUCUGAUUUCAUGCUUGAAAAAGUAUGUUUGUGGAUCAGGUUGUAUUUAUCCCUAAUUAAUUUAAGAUGUUCUUAAUUUAAUGUGCAGAAAUAUUUGAAGUUUCGCAAGCCAGCUUCCUUUUUGAAACUGAAAUCAGCAAGUCAGGAGUAUUUUCUUUGAUAUGAAGUGUAGUCACCUGCUUCUUUCCUGAGCAGAGGACUUAAGUCUUUUCUGUCACUCUCAGGAAAGUUGUGUUGGUCUUGGUCCUUGCUGCCACUAAAAGCCAUUGUACUGUUGCUGCUGCAGACAUAACUGCUUGAAGGAACUUUUAGAUGUAAGGAACAUCUUUUCCUUACAGCUCUUUGCACUGUGGCACUUUGCACUGCAGGACCUUUUCUGUGUUUUUGGAUGAUGUAGUUUCAAUAUCAUGCCUGGGGUCUUUAACCUGCAUUUUGAACAGCUGCAUUGCAGCAGAGGAAGCCCAGAAGUGUCCAGUGACUUGUGCAGUGGCCUGUGUUAAUCCCGUAUAAUGUACACAAUUUGCAACAGGGGAAAUUCCAGUGAAAUACUAAGGGGAGAUCAAAUACUAGGCCAGGGCCCAGAGAAGUUGUGGAGCUUGCAUUCUUGAGAAUACUUGGAAUAAGACUGGCCAAGGCCUUGAGCAUCCUGUGACUUUGAGGGGGCCCUGUUCUGAGUAGGGAUUCCAUCUCUGGCUGUAUAUAUGAGCAUGUGAUUGCUUGACUCAAGCUGUCAUUCCACUGGACUUGUGUGCUGUUAGAUGACCCAGUCAUAACACAUCUGAUGUUGACCAGAGGUGACUUUUUUCCUCUGUUUAUGACAUAAGAUAUAAUAAUAAUAUUUUUUUUUUCAGGCUCUUAACACUGAGUGUAUGUGCAUGAAAAGAAAGAAAUAAUAAUUUUCCGGCCUGAAGCCUAAUGUUACAAAAUUAACCAGUCGAUUUUUUUUUAAAAAUUGGAGCUGCCAAAGGUCUUAUUCAGUUGAUAUGGUUAGAAAUAAAUUUGCAACAGAACACAAGUCUUUGACCUCAGAGGAAAAAAUGCCUAAAUCACUCACAAUUCUCCUAAUGACUUUUUGAGGAGGGUUAUUACAUGUCAUCUCCUUUUUUUAUGGAGAGUAUUAUCCCAGAGAUUUAUGCAUUGCUGGCCCCUGCUGUGCAACCCAUUAGCUCUUUCUGCCAUGCUAGUAAUAAAUAUCUAGUAACAUUUAUAGUAAAUGAAAAGCUGUGCUAAAAAUGGAUAUAACAAUGACAGCACUAUUCUAAUCUGAGCUAUCAUUAUUUGCUGGCUUUCAUCAGCACAUGUUCAUCUUUAGCACAGCAGUUUUGCAAUGACUACAUGUAGUCAGAGCUCUGUUGAGAUUUAGUGGUGUUUGCAGCCUGUAAAUCCAAGUGCCUUUCAGGACUGGAGGCUUGGUCCUUUUGGAGUAUACAGCAUAUAAAUGAGACUGAAGGAAUGCCUUGCCUUAUCACGGUGCUUUGUGUUUGUCAUCAUAUGCAAAAUCAAGUGGAAUGAACUGUUUAUCCCCAAAAUGAAAUGAGAUGUAGGCAAGAAUCAAAAAUACUAAUCAGAAGUCAGCCCAAUAGACUUAGCUGCAGACUGCCACUGAGUUCCUUUUUACACUGAACUAACUAUUGCCAGAACAAUAAUACAUGUUUUUGUGUGUGUCUACAGCUUCAUUAUUUCUGUGUACACUCUUUUGUGUAGCAGCAUGUUAAAUGGAGAGCAGUAUUUCUGACUUUUUUAUUAUAUCUUAUUCAGUCUCAUUUGCAGUCAGACCUUCAAAAUAAAGUAGCAUGCAUUAGUGCCCCUGCCAGAAAGUUCUUCUGCUAUAGUUCUCAUAAAUCAGAUGUUAUUUGGAGAUGAAUGGUCAGAAAGGUUAAUUUGGUUUCUAUGACUCUGCUUCUGCAGACUUUAAAUCAUGGCAAUUUUUUUGUAACUGUGGUAGAGUUUGAGGAAGUUGAGUCAGCUUUAAGAAAUCCUUGCCUCAUCAUGUGAGACACAGUAACUGAUGGGUUGCAUGUGGUUGUUGUAGUGCUGAGUAAAGUGGAUCCACUCCCCCCAUCUCUUCAGCCUUCCCAAGCUCAAGUAAGCUCAUCAGCAGCACAGGCCAACAAUACCUGUGCCUUGUAUCCUCACCUGAAGGAGCUGCAGUGAUAGGAUAAGGAGUUACUGGUUCAGACUGAAAGAGGGGCAACUUAGGUUAGAUAAGUGGAUAUAAGAGAUAUUAGGAAAAAAUUCUUUACUGUGAGGGUAGUCAGGCACUGGAACAGGUUGCCCAGAGGAGCUUAGGAUGUCUCAUCCCUGGCAGUAUUCAAGGCCAGGCUGGAUAGAGAGACUCUGAACAACCAUGGCAGGGGGAUUGGAAUUAGAUGAUCUUUAACGUCCUUUACAACCCAAACCAUUCUGUGUAGAACUGUCCUUAGGGAGAUGUAGUCAUCAGGGAUAAUGGUCUUAAAAUGACUUGAAAAAAGCAUAUAUGUGCUGAAUCAUGCUCACCUUGCAUGAGCAAACUACUAUGCUGUGAUUGGAAUAAAUGUCCUCAUUGUUCUUUGAUUUAAGCUGUCUGCAAUCAAUGAAGGCUGCUGGGCUGACUCAAUUGUCUGUAGAAGACCUGCUUUUUGUUCCCCCUAAGAUGAACUAGCUGCUGUAUCUGGCAAGCAUAAGUAGUAAGUUCCUUUAUGCCAACACCCCGUUCUGAGCAAUAUUUAGGAUAGAAGAAAAUAAUUGUUGAAGUAAUGGGACUGAAAAAACACAAUUUUUUUUUAAUGUUUUGGUGCCCUAUGUUUACAUUUUCUGAUGUUUAAUAAAGUAUGAACUUGGAUUAAGGCUUUUCCUGAAGUCUGGGAAUCCUAAAUGCUGCUUUUCAGUGGGGAAUUUUCUGAUGUCUCCUGGAAUUGGACAGCAUGUAUUAAGGAAUGAUGUUAAUGAACAGUGCUUCAGUGAGGACAUGGGUAAGGUCUGACUGUCAAAUAUUUUUAUCAAAUUUACAGAAGUAUGAAGUCUUUGAGGUAUCUGACAUUGUGUGUCCUUUCUGUCAAAGGACAGCUUCUGUCAAAUUUGGUUGAUGUUGUCUGAUGUCUGACAACAAGCUACGACUGGACAGAAAUCCACACAGGUAUUUUUUCUAUACUAUAUGGAUGAGUGAGCUUUCUUUCCUUAGAAAUAUGCACUACUGAGAAAAAAGCACUUGAACUUUAAGGUGAUAGUAUCGCAGCAAGUUUUGUGGUUCAUUUGGUAGCUAAAAAGCUAUUUCAGGUGUAUCUUUCAGGUACCUGAAAUCUCCUUGGGUUCCAAAGGUAGAAUAUUUAAGUAAUUAAUACAAUACUAGAGCCAUGGUUGAUUGUGCAUCACUUCUAUGAAACCAGCUGCUAUAAAAGCGGGACCUGAAACUCCAGCAGCUGUAAGCAUCAGCAGUCAACUGUAAAACAUACAGCCUUGGUCUCCUAGGAGAAAACUGGUAUAUAAAAUCAAAAAAGGUCAUUUAUAUGCUCACCUGUUAUAAUAUUUUUUGCUUGAUCUGUUGAACAGGUCAUACAUCUGAAUAUACUGAGAGAUACAAAUUACAAAUUAGGAAGUGCUUUAUCAAAGAGUUAGUUGAAAGAUAUAUAUAUAUAUAUAUAUAUACACACACACAUAUUUGGAGAGGAUAUCAGUGUUGAGAAUUAGUGUGUGAAGGAAAAAUGGUGAGAUUAUGUUUAAGUUUCUGGGGAAAAAAAAUACCUGAGUUUCAUAGACCAGGGAUGACAUAAUUAAAUAAACUGUUCAUUUGAAAAGGGAAAUUUUAGAAAUGGAAGCCUGCGGGUUCCAAAAUUAGACUGAUGUUCCAGGGAGGCAGAAAGGUGGGAUCUGAUAGUUUGUGGUAUUAGUAAUACAUGCAAGACUCUGUGGGAAGCAAAAUUUUAUAUUGGAAAGAUAUUGCUGAGAUACAAUUAGUGAAAAUAGGUAAGUAUUUUUUAAGGAGUUUUACCUUACCAUAAUGUAGCUGUGAUGAAUUUUUCACUGGUUAUGAUUGCUAUUAGGAAAGAUUGUGAGCCAUUUCAAACAUUUGGGAGCAAACAUUUGCUAGUUAUACAUGCUGCAAAAACAUCUGACCCUUGGGUGCAGUAGGUUCAGGAUAUGAGUAUGUUUGUGCUCUGUGUUUGUAAUGUAAGUUCAUUUAUUAGAGCAAAGGCAGAUGGUGUGCCUGCACUGUGGGAGGCACACAGAGGCAUUGCUUGCAAAGAUAGAAGCUAUUAGCCAGGUAAGAUGUUCCAUUAGAGAAUCUUUUUCAUUCCCACUUCCUAGGCUGAUGUGCACCAUUCAUUGUGUUUGCAGCAGGGUGCCAUGAAAUCAGGGAAGACAAGGGCACAAGAAAAAGACUACAUGAUUCUUCCAAAUGAAUAGUGAUUUUGUGUAUUUCUACUUACAUGAUUCUGUUUGUGACCAUUUACCCUCUUUCCCAGCAAAUUUUAGGUCUCAUCUUUGGAAAAUUUGAUUGCUUUUGAAGGUCUUUCCCAAAGACACAGGCUUAACUUAUAUGCUUGAAAAAUAUACGAUGUGAAACAUUUAGAAAGGCAGCUGCGUGACUGAAAAUACAAAUCCAGCUCUGUUUUCCUCCUUUGACUUGUAAGAAGCUUUAUACUUCACUGUCACUUCAGUGCAUUUUCACAGUUCCCAUUUUGAGGUGCUGUACUGUCUUAAGUUAGAUGGCACCAAUCACCUGCAUCUCUGGUUUCUGACGCCUGUAGCAUCCAGAGAACUUAGAAUGGAAAUAAAUGAGGGUAGUUACAGAGAAAAGUCAGAAAGCAGCCAAGCUACAAGUAGACAAGCCUAACUACUGUCUAGGCUCCACUCUAUUUUUCCACAGCCCAUUUCUCUGGACCCUUGGAUUGCUGUGGUAAACUUGGUAGAGCAGAGAAGCUGCUGUUCAAUGGGAUAAUGAUACUUUCAUACAUAUGGGAUUGUUGUGCAUCUGAAAUUUGAGGAUAUUCAUGGGGUUUUUUGGGGUUUUUUUCCCCCCAACUUUGGUUUCAAACUUUUCUGUGAAACAGGACACUUAAUUGGAAUUCUUAUCAUUUAAUGAAAGCCC